AUGUCUAGUAUGUCAACAGCCUUCUUUGAAUGUCCAUCCUGUUUCAGGUCUGGAAUAGGAAAGAGAUCAUUGCGAAAAGGAGAAAACAAAAACAAGAUUUACUAACAGUGUUGAAGCCGACUUUAAUGCAGUUGCAACUGAGUUUUGCAAGUUCUACUACAACCAAUUCGACACCGAUAGAUCACAGUUGGGUAAUUUGUACAGGUCCGAGUCCAUGUUAACGUUUGAGACGUCUCAAUUGCAAGGUGCUAGAGAUAUCGUGGAGAAAUUGGCUUCGUUACCUUUUCAAAAAGUUGCUCAUAGAAUUUCAACUUUGGACGCACAACCCGCCUCGCCUAAUGGAGAUAUCUUGGUUAUGGUUACUGGUGAGUUGCUCAUUGACGAGGAACAGAAUGCCCAACGUUACUCGCAAGUGUUUCACUUGAUUCCCGAAGGUUCUUCUUACUACGUGUUUAAUGAUAUCUUUAGAUUGAACUAUUCUUGA
Lodderomyces beijingensis is the source of this 484-nucleotide messenger RNA. The record is from the annotation of a GenBank genome assembly. NCBI's taxonomy places the organism in Eukaryota, Fungi, Ascomycota, Pichiomycetes, Serinales, Debaryomycetaceae.